GAAACAGCUUUAUUCCAGUGACACAUCCCCAGGAAUCUGGAGCGUGAUCUUGUAAAACAAGAGACUGAGCUUCGGCCGUGUCGGGAAUGGUUUGGAAUCCCACUUGGUAUGAAUGUGUAGCUCUAACAUCAUGUCGGACGAUACCCACAAGUGUCUACGUGACGAUAGGAAUGUAUGCCAACUGUGUGGAGCUCUAGAUAAUUUAUCGUUGUGUACAGGGUGUAGAAAGACUUGGUAUUGUUGUAGGGAACACCAGAAGGCUGAUUGGAGGGAACAUAAACGACGAUGCGCAGGUAAAAGCAAAAAGAAAGACAAAAAACCAAAACACGAGGGAGUAGUCUGUCCCUCCGACCAGUCGGCCAGUGGCAGCAGUAUUACAAUGCCGACUGACAUUGCAGUUGGUGACCGGUCAGCAGCUCAAUGGGACGUCGAAGGCAAGGGUGCCAAAACACACGCACGCAGUGUAAACAAGACUGUCGAAGAAGUACAUAGUCGUGACCACAAACCUGAUGAGUUGUGUUGCGCGCAGGCAGACGAUACGAGUCACGCAUCCGUACCGGUUCCACAAGAAGGGAGUUCAGAAGCUUAUAUAUUGCAGACAGCAGCCAGCUCUCUCAGUCAACCUUCUGGUGCUUCAGCUGACAGCGGAGACACAAUGAGAGAAAUCAUCAACCCUCUAGAUUCAUCCGAGACUUAUGUUACUGUUCUGAAGUCGCGCUUCAAAGAACUAGCAGAAUAUGUGACAAACUGUCUCACCAAGUAUGGUAUUUGUGUGAUUGACAAAUUUCUUGGUGAAUCAAAAGGCUUAGACAUUCUCAAAGAAGUGAAAGAGUUAUACAGAUCAGGUGUUUUCAAGAAUGGACAAGUUGUAGACUCUGAAAAUACCAGCAAUACCACAAGAAUCAGAGGUGAUAUGAUAACCUGGGUGGAUGGUGCUGAGGAUGGAUGUAAGGAUAUUUUGUUUUUGAUAUCCUGUAUGGAUGAUAUUAUUCUACAGUGCUCUGGUAAACUGGAAAACUAUAGGAUUAGUGAGAGAACGAAGGCAAUGGUUGCCUGCUACCCUGGUAACGAUACGGGUUAUGUUCGUCACGUGGACAAUCCAAAUGGUGAUGGCCGCUGUGUGACAUGCAUCUACUACCUCAAUGAAAGCUGGGAUGUUCGGAAAAAUGGUGGUUUGUUGAGGAUUUUCCCAGAGGGCAAUAACAGAGUGGCCAACAUUGAGCCGGUGUUCGACCGGCUGCUGUACUUCUGGUCAGACAGACGAAACCCACACGAAGUUCAGAGUUCCAGUAGAGAAAGAUAUGCCAUCACUGUGUGGUACUAUGACAUGGAGGAAAGAUCCAGAGCCUUGAAGAGAUAUAAAGGUCAUUCCAGAAAUGGAAGGAAGUCUGCAGUGCCAUUGAUAAACGGUGACCGCAACUCGUAGCACCCUGCUUCCUGAUUGUAUACCACAUCCCCAGUUCCCAGUGCUAGACGACGAAAGGUUGAUACAGUCUGUGACAUGUGUGACUAUACAAGCUGGCUGCCAUGUCUCUCUCACCAGGUUGAUUGGUCAACUUAAGCGUGGACUUUUAUGUGACUUUAUGGUGUAAAUGUUGAACCAUUGCCCGAUGUGUGUAUCUACACUUAGCCUUGUCUCCAAGGCAUGUAUGUUACAUGGGGCACCUGGAACAUUGUAAUUAUUACAUUAUUUUUUCGGUCUUUUUUCCUUACCUGCUGUUUUUUUUGGAUGACUUGUACUGAUAUUUUUUUAGUUAAACUGACAGUUCCAUUUUCACAUUUCGUUUUCUCUUGAGUUUAAGGAGAUAUCGCCCUCAGGUGAACCCAUGUUUCGAAACCCUUGUAGAAAUGUCAGUGAGAACAACAUGAUUCUGUCAUGGAUUUGUGUUUUUAGGAGAAACCAUUUGUGAAUACAGCACCUAUAUCAGCCUCUCUACUCAACAUAAACAGGAAAGCAUGGACUUUAUAUGUGUAUUCCUGAGUUAUGAACAAGUUUUGUCAUAGAAUCCUUGUGAACUAUUAUAGUGUAUGUGCUAUGUUUUGUCAAAGCUCAGUCAAGUUAUUUCUUGAAUCAGUCAUGUUCUUCCAAUAAUCCUCUUUAAGAUCAAUACAACCAUGAACCACA
Molecule: messenger RNA, 2125 nt
Organism: Haliotis rubra (blacklip abalone)
Lineage: Eukaryota; Metazoa; Mollusca; Gastropoda; Lepetellida; Haliotidae
Product: egl nine homolog 1-like
Exons: 6
Coding region: 113-1426 (437 amino acids)
Biological process (GO): peptidyl-proline hydroxylation to 4-hydroxy-L-proline; cellular response to hypoxia
Cellular component (GO): nucleus; cytoplasm
Molecular function (GO): peptidyl-proline 4-dioxygenase activity; L-ascorbic acid binding; ferrous iron binding
Source: RefSeq, a predicted model, not a curated record